GGUGCGCCAGCCGCCUCAUCCCUCGGCGGCUUCCGCCGGAAGUGCCCUCCCUUGCGGACUUGCCCCGCUCUGGACUUCCGACUGGAGAGAGGCUCUUCCCCGAGCGCGCGAGGCCGUGCCUCAGCCUGGCGACCCUGCAUUCAGUUAACCAUGGCAGUGGUCAGUUUGCACCAACAGCCCCUUAGGUGAGGAUUCUGCUGGGACCUCCAGUGUUCAUUCACUCUGAAUCAUGGAAGCCAAGAGGACCUCUCUAGCCUGGAGACAUUCUUGCUGAGUGGUGUUGCCCAGGUCAACUGGCUCUCCCCACAACUAUCUUAAGGAGAGGUGCUGCCCUCACUGACCCAGAGCUGGGGUUCUGCAGCCACCACGGAUGGGGAGGUGGGCCCUUGACGUGGCCUUUGUGUGGAAGGCAGUGUUGACCCUGGGCCUCGUCCUUCUCUACUACUGCUUCUCCAUUGGCAUCACCUUCUACAACAAAUGGCUGACAAAGAGCUUCCACUUCCCGCUCUUCAUGACCAUGCUGCACCUGGCUGUGAUCUUCCUGUUCUCCGCCCUGUCCAGGGUAUUGGUUCAGUGCUCCAGCCACAGGGCCCGUGUGGUACUCAGCUGGACCGACUACCUCAGAAAAGUAGCUCCAACAGCACUGGCAACGGCACUUGAUGUGGGUUUGUCUAACUGGAGCUUCCUGUACAUCACUGUCUCACUGUACACAAUGACCAAAUCCUCUGCUGUCCUCUUCAUUUUGAUCUUCUCUCUGAUCUUCAAGCUGGAGGAGUUGCGUGCAGCACUGGUUCUGGUGGUCCUCCUCAUCGCCGGUGGCCUCUUCAUGUUCACCUACAAAUCCACACAGUUCAACAUCGAAGGCUUUGCCUUGGUGCUAGGGGCCUCCUUCCUCGGUGGCAUUCGCUGGACUCUCACCCAGAUGCUCCUGCAGAAGCCUGAACUCGGGCUCCAUAAUCCCAUUGACACCAUGUUCCACCUACAACCGCUCAUGUUCCUGGGACUCUUCCCGCUCUUUGCCAUAUUUGAAGGUCUUCAUUUGUCCACGUCUGAGAAAAUCUUUCGUGCCCAGGACACGGGACUGCUCCUGUGGGUACUGGGGAGCCUUUUCCUGGGCGGGAUUCUCGCCUUUGGUUUGGGCUUCUCCGAGUUCCUCCUGGUCUCCAGAACCUCCAGCCUCACUCUCUCCAUUGCCGGCAUUUUUAAGGAAGUCUGCACUUUGCUGUUAGCGGCUCAUCUGCUAGGUGAUCAGAUCAGCCUCGUGAACUGGAUGGGUUUUGCCCUCUGUCUCUCGGGCAUAUCCCUGCACGUGGGCCUCAAAACCCUCAACUCCAGAGGUGAUGGUGGCCCUAAACCUGUGAAGGGAUUAGGUUCCAACCCAGACCUGGAACUGCUGCUCCGCAGUAGCCAACAGGAGGAAGAUGACAAUGUGGAGGAGGAAGAACAGUACUUUGUGGCCCAGGGGCAGCAGUGAAUAGCUCCACUUCCUCCUGGGAAACUGGCCCUUCCCUAACCCUCACUACACAGUAGCUGGGGAGGCCCAGUGGCUCUUUCACAGCAGUGUGGGAAUGGAAGACCCAAGAGUGGCCAGGAUUGAGCCUCUAGUAGCACAUGGCCGUGUGGCAGGACUUAGGGUAGGAACCUUGUCAAGCAAGAGUCAGCACUCUCACCACCUCAGACCUGGCCAGAACUGGGCCCAGGCUGUGCUGGAGUUCCAGCUACAGGAGGAGUGGCCAUUAUCCACUUCUCUCCAAACCCUGAAGCCAAGCUGUGUUUUCAGAGGCCUCAAGGGUUUGUUGUUUUUUUUAUAAAAGACUAGGUCUGAACUGCAGAGCAGUUGGGGAGGGGAAGCAGAUAGGCUGGGGCCUCAUCUGCAAAAAGAACAGAUCUAUUUAUAGUUUGAAAAUAAAGGGUUUCCGGUCCACUGGU
Erinaceus europaeus (western European hedgehog) is the source of this 1929-nucleotide messenger RNA. RefSeq names its product solute carrier family 35 member C2 (gene SLC35H1). The record is from RefSeq and is a predicted model, not a curated record. The transcript has 10 exons. Gene Ontology annotation, cellular component: cis-Golgi network; Golgi apparatus; endoplasmic reticulum-Golgi intermediate compartment. Gene Ontology annotation, biological process: UDP-glucose transmembrane transport. NCBI's taxonomy places the organism in Eukaryota, Metazoa, Chordata, Mammalia, Eulipotyphla, Erinaceidae. Gene Ontology annotation, molecular function: antiporter activity. Bases 371 to 1474 code for a protein of 367 amino acids.